Messenger RNA from Lynx canadensis (Canada lynx), 1448 nucleotides. It is a transcript of the gene TMEM79, whose product is annotated as transmembrane protein 79. Gene Ontology annotation, biological process: regulated exocytosis. The coding region runs from base 132 to 1319 and encodes 395 amino acids. Lineage: Eukaryota; Metazoa; Chordata; Mammalia; Carnivora; Felidae. The record is from RefSeq and is a predicted model, not a curated record. Gene Ontology annotation, cellular component: trans-Golgi network membrane; lysosomal membrane. The transcript is spliced from 4 exons.
GAGACUGAGAGGGAUACUUGCAGAGCCAGCAGGGAGCUGGGCAGCUCCUUCCCAAACGUUGGGGACCCUCCGCCUCUGCAGAUGGAAAGGUGAUAGGACCUCAUGGUAGACCCCAGAACUGAGGCCCCAGGAUGACAGAACCCGAGACCCUGGCCCUGCUGGAAGUGAAGGGGUCUGAGGCCCCGGAGAAGAGCCCGCCCCAGGCCUUGGUCCCCAACGGCCGGCAGCCGGAAGGGGAAGGUGGGGCUGAGUCCUGUGGAGCCGAGUCCUCCAGGGCGGGGUCUUCUGCUGGGUCUCCCACAGCCGAAGAGGGGACUGAGGAUGGUCUCGACAGCACCGUAAGCGAAGCUGCCACCCUGCCCUGGGGGACUGGCCCUCAGCCCAGUGCCCCGUUCCCAGACCCCCCCGGAUGGCGGGACAUCGAGCCCGAGCCCCUCCGCUCAGAGCCACCCACCAAGCUAGAGGAGUUGUCCGAAGAUGAUGCCAACCUGCUGCCCGAGAAGGCGGCCCGGGCCUUUGUGCCCAUCGACCUGCAGUGCAUCGAGCGGCGGCCCCAGGAGGACCUGGUUGUGCGCUGCGAGGCGGGUGAGGGCGAGCGCCACCGGACCCGCCCGCCUGCCCGGGCCACCCAGCCCGAGCCCCCCGAGCGCAAGUGGGUCGAGGCCGUGGUGAGGCCGCCAGGCCGCUCCUGCGGGGCCUGCGGGGGCUGCGGGGGCCGGGACGGGGUGCGGGCCGUGGCCUCGGUGGGAGCCGCCCUCGUUCUCUUCCCCUGCCUGCUGUACGGGGCCUACGCCUUCCUGCCCUUCGACGCCCCGCGGCUGCCUACCAUGAGCUCCCGCCUCAUCUACACGCUGCGCUGCGGGGUUUUUGCCACCUUCCCCAUCGUACUGGGGCUCCUGGUGUACGGGCUCAGCCUCUUGUGCUUCUCGGCGCUGCGGCCCUUCGGGGAGCCGCGGCGGGAGGUGGAGAUCCACCGGCGCUAUGUGGCCCAGUCGGUCCAGCUCUUCAUCCUGUACUUUUUCAACCUGGCCGUGCUCGCCACCUACCUGCCCCAAGAGACCCUCAAGCUGCUCCCUCUGCUCACUGGUCUCUUUGCCGUCUCCCGGCUGAUAUACUGGCUGACCUUCGCCGUGGGCCGCUCCUUCCGAGGCUUCGGCUACGGCCUCACGUUCCUGCCCCUGCUGUCCAUGCUGGUGUGGAACCUGUACUACAUGUUCGUGGUGGAGCCCGAGCGCAUGCUCACCUCGGCCGAGAGCCGCCUCGACUACCCCGACCACGCCCGCUCGGCCUCGGACCACAGGCCCCGGCCCUGGGGCUGAGUGCCCGCCCUCUCACCGCCCCCACCCCAGGCCGAGCCCCACUACUGCCCUGACUGUCCUUUGCCCUCCGUGGGUAUUGCCCUCCACCUUGGGGGCCUGGGGCAAUCGUGAGGGAGGGACUUUGGUUUC